Messenger RNA from Talaromyces marneffei, 5340 nucleotides. RefSeq lists its product as uncharacterized. The transcript is spliced from 6 exons. Gene Ontology annotation, biological process: establishment of mitotic sister chromatid cohesion; regulation of gene expression; replication-born double-strand break repair via sister chromatid exchange. Bases 1 to 5340 code for a protein of 1779 amino acids. Gene Ontology annotation, molecular function: chromatin binding. Lineage: Eukaryota; Fungi; Ascomycota; Eurotiomycetes; Eurotiales; Trichocomaceae. Gene Ontology annotation, cellular component: Scc2-Scc4 cohesin loading complex. The record is from RefSeq and is a predicted model, not a curated record.
AUGGAUCAGGGUCGAUUUCCAGCAGUCCAGGUGGUCAUUGGUAACCUAGGGCAAUCUCAGAAUCACUUUCAUGGCGGCACUUCAGAUGGGACAUCCAACGGCGCCCCUAACGGGAUGCCCCGACCUGUGACACGCCCGCUACUGGUUGAUGAAGCCUUGCAAUUCUCGCCCAUGAGCACUGCGCCUGUGUUUGGCUUAGACUCAAUAACUCGCCCUGAUGUUACCGGACAAUCUUCGACUACCCUCCCCGCAUACUCGCGAACGGUCGCCCGUAAAUUGAUACAAGAUUUGGAUACCGAAGUUAGGGCGGGAACCGAAAAGUCUCCCCGAUUCAUGGCAGUCUAUGGAAAGCUUUUGAACCAGCAUUUAAGUUCGGAUAGGCCGUCAGAGUUCAAAUUCCGGUUUCCAGCAAGCUUGGAUCAGUCCAAGAAGCCAGCUCAACGUGAUGGCCGAUCAGGACUCACCAGCGGAUUAAGCCCAUUUGCGAAAAUGGUCUUGGAUGGAAGUGAUAUCGCAUUCAACUACCCGGAACCCAAGUUGCCGUCAUCAGGCACAAAGACUCCAGUCCAACCAGGAUCAGGAAAAUUCCUUCAACCUGCUGUCGUUAUCCCGCCUUUCAUUUCUCCAGCGACCUCUGACUCGUUCGUCGACCAAGGUGCUGCUAAGAAGCGAAAACUGAAUGUGGAGGUUGAGAACUAUGCUACCAGUUUGAGGCUCAAGGAUCAAAAGGAAGAAGCGGAUGGGGCUCUCUUGAAGCUGCAGGAUUUCAUGCUUGAGAUUUUUGAAGCAGAAGACCAACUCGAACCAGAUACUUCAUCAGUAGUGCUCAGUCAAAAUCCAGGUUCCAUGUUCAGGACCGCCAACGUCUUGGAGGUCCGUGGGCCUAUUCUUGGUCCAGAGAGUCAUAGUCGACUCCAGAAGUCUUUACAGAAAGUUGCUAGCUUUGGACGAUUGCACGACAUUCCUUCUGAAUAUCUUACCCGCCUUCAAAAGCUCUGUGAAUGUCCCAUAGUGGCUGCGCAAGGCCUGGACUUACGACUAGACAAUACUUUGAAUGAUUCAGACACUCAACUAUGGCUUCAGAAAUUGGAAGAUAUACACAACACACUUCUCGCCAUUGGCACACUACUUCAAACCAUGUCUGGGCGACAAUCCGAGCGAGAUCUAUGCCCUGAGGACCUAUUGCAAGCAAUACCGAAUGUCUUGACAAUCUUGUUCGAUCACUGCAUUAUUCCUUCGGUGGAGGUUCGCCCCAUCGACGAAGGAAAGCGGCUUUUUGAAGUUGUGUCUCGGAAGAAAAAGAUCUUUGGUACCCUACUUCAUCAAGCUAGAAAGCUGAUGAAUCUCCUGGCGAACUUCCUCUCCCGAAUAGACGUCUCUGAGAGCGUUAUCACAUCUACUGAGUUCUUAGCAACUAAAUUGAUCUUUGUCGAGAACGCACACAACGACAAAGACUCAGCUGUCGGAUUUCAGAAAUUUGAACUCGUGCGUCGCGCAGCAAUGGAUGUCCUUGCUAAGGUAUUUUCACGUUAUCCUGCUCAGCGCCCCUUCAUUCUCGAUGAGAUCUUGGUGUCGCUGGAAAAGUUGCCAUCGACUCGUCAAAACGCUCGGCAAUUCAAAUUGAUAGAUGGGAAAGCCAUUCAGCUGCUGACGGCUCUCGUCAUACAGCUCGUGCAAACUACGGCUUUGGAUAUUCCCCAAACCAAAAAGUCCAGGAUCAGACCUAAUCAUCUGGCUAGUAAUGGUGCUAAUGAGGAUCAGGAUGACAUGGAUGUCAAGGAAGAAGAUGAAGACAGUGACUCUGAAGAUGAAGAUUCUUUUAAACUAUCUUUGGAACGCCUCACGAAUCGAGUUAACAAACUCUACGACAACGCGGUGCGGAGCGCUCAGUAUAUCAUCAAGUUUAUCGUCCAACGGGCGAUGACAUCAACAAAAACCGGCGAUCAACCUUACCGAAACAUAUUGGACCUUUUCACGGAGGACUUGAUCAAUAUAUUGGGCUCGACCGAUUGGCCAGCUGCCGAGUUACUGCUUCGUAUCCUCGCAUCGCACAUGAUCGGCAUAGCUGAACUUGACAAGAGUUCCUCGACGGCCAAAAACAUGGCCCUUGAAUUGCUCGGCUGGAUGGGAUCCGGUAUCUCUGAUCUUACAGCAGCUGCCCAGCACUUGAUCACUUCUAUGGAGGAUGGAGAUAACAAAAUAACUCAGUACCUGCGGCAACUCUAUGACGAUCACAUAAGUCACGCUCUCCAUAUGCAAGAUUUGAUUCCGUCAAAUGGUCCCUACCGUAUCACAUUGGAGUACCUCCAGGAUAGAGACCUUGAUAACUGGCAGCUUACUAGUGCUCGAGGAUACUACAUCGUUCAGUGGGCUAAGACUGUCUCAUCAACAUACUAUGACUCAGAAGAUAAAGAUGUGAUUAUUCAAAAAGACGGAGGGGUCGAUGAGUUACUCUCUAUCUUUCCGAAGUUGCUGUCAGAUCCGAAAUGGUUGGAAACAAACAAACACUAUGACAAGGUUUCUACAGCCCACGGCAAAUUUGCUUACAUUUUGACGGUUCUGAACAUGGGUUUUUCGAAAGCUUUUGAUACGAUCUUCAAGGUCCUGCUAAACUCCAUCACAAGUGACCAGGCUAAAGUCCGAAGUCGUAGCUUGAAGAGUGUCAUUACUAUGCUCGAGAAAGACCCGAGUCUACUAGAUCGUGACUCGUCAGUCAUGCGUGUGGUGCUAAGAUGUGCCACCGAUGCCUCGCCCAUGGUUCGCGACUCGGCACUGUCUCUGAUAGCGAAGUGUAUCGGACUAAAGCCAGCCCUUGAAGAAGAAGGCUGUCGGGCUAUUCUUGCUUGUGCUGCCGAUUCUACAGCUGGAGUGCGGAAGCGUUGCAUAACGCUACUAAAAGACAUAUAUUUCAAUACCACGCGCAAGGAUCUCAGGCUUGCUAUACUUGAUAGUUUGCUUCAAAGAACAAGCGAUUUCGAGGAGGCUGUGGCUGUUCAGGCUCGGCAGACGAUUGAAGAGAUCUGGUUUACACCAUUCGUCACAUCUAUUGAUAAUCUGCAUGACGCCCCCAAAUCUAAAGUUGCCCUAGCGGAACAAACCUCUCUUGUCAUCAACUUAGUGCAACGCAGUGAAACUGCGGCAGAUGGCUUAGGCUCGUUUGUGAAGAAGGUCGUCUCAGGGGAUCCCAAAGCGACUAGUCAGAAUUUCAAGGUCUGCAAAGCGAUGGUGGCGAACAUGUUUGAGCGCCUUAUUGACGACCCUGGAUCAUCGGAAAAGCAAGACCACCAAGCACUUCUUCAAACAAUUACCAUCUUUGCGAAAUCCAGCGCCAAACUUUUCAAUCCCGAGCAGCUUCAAACACUUCAUCCAUACAUUGGGCACCUUGUCACAGCGGACGACCUUUUCAUCUUUCGUUCAGUAGUUGUGAUAUACCGUUGUGUACUUCCCUAUAUCUCCUCGGUACAUAAUACCUUUCUCAAAGAUGUGCAAAACGAUCUGUUCAAAAGUGUGGCGAAACUUGCCAGAUCUGAACUGAACGAAGUCAUGGCGUGUCUUUGGACCAUCAAUGGUGUUCUUCAUAAUACUGACAGACUGGUUAAGCUUACGAUCUCCGUAUUGAAGGGCAUCGGUCAAGCAAAAGGCGUUGAUCUCACAGACAGCAGUAAGGCCGACUUACUGAAUCGAGCUCGCAGCUACAUUCGUAUUGCUGGCUGUGUAGGACGACAUUGUGAUCUCGAAAAAUUUGAACCUCAUUUCAAGAAAGCCUUUCCUACGUGGAAGGGAAGCACAGUGGCCAGUCUUCUUGUUGAUUUCAUCUUGCCGUUCGUGCACCACGAUCAACCACUUGAACUGAGAACAAUGGCACUUGAGAGUCUAGGCUCGAUUUGUCAAUCUUGGCCGGCGCAGUUCAGUAGGGAAGCGCCUAGGAAGGUGAUAUCGGCUAUUUUCAAGGAGGACAACGCUGGCCUUCAUAACAUUAUCCUUCGAGCCUUUUCCGAGUUCUUUGCAAUCCACGAAGGCAAACAAGAAAAGCUUGUACAGCCACAGGUUGAAUCUACCGAUGCGGAGGCUACGACGAGACUUGGUGGAUCGUUGAAGGCCAGCGACAAUGAUGGCGCAGCGGCACUGAUAGCCCAACACUUUCUUCAUGAUAUGCUUCGGAUCGCUCACUCUAGCCAGGACGCGUACGCGUUGACGGCCAUCGAACUGAUAUCGAGCAUCAAUCGGCAAGGCCUUGUGCAUCCCAAGGAGUGUGCUGGCGUCCUAGUCUCACUAGAGACAUCAACGAUUCCUGCCAUUGCAAAGAUAGCGUACGAUACCCAUAGGAUGCUUCACCUGCAGUACGAAUCGAUGUUCGAACGCGAGUAUAUGCGAGCCAUCCAAGAUGCUUUCGUCUAUCAACGGGACAUCGUUGGCGAUUCCAAUGGAGCAACGCCUCGCCCGUACACCGCAAAGCUCGCACCGCUUUUCGACAUUAUCAAAAUUAGCAACAGCAAGUACCAGAAGAAAUUCCUUGCUAAUCUUUGCUCGAAAGUUAAAUUUGAAUUGAAAGCCUUGGAUGUUACUGGCAACCCUCCUGAGCACCUUCUCCUGGCAAGAUUUGUCUGCCAGAAUCUUGCUUUCUUUGAGUAUGCCCAGUUAGCCGAAUUGAUACCAACCAUUACUUGCAUGGAGAGAAUUGUUUCAUCCACCGGUACCAUCGUUGCACAUGCUGUCGAGACGGAAAUUUUCCCUCCGCAGCUGGAAGUGCCUGCCGCGCAGCCCAUAGCGCAGCCCGCAAUGCAGGGCUUACACGAUCAAGUCAUGAGUGUGCCAGUGGUACAACCCACACCCCAGCAUACGGUCAAACCCUAUCUCUUGCGCCAACUUGCAACUGCUGCAGCCGUCUUAUCCAUGCUCUGGGAGACAAGAACCCAUUUGCGCAGACAGUACGGUAUCACCCAUGGCAUGCGACACAGUGAGAAUAAAGCGAACAUCAAAGAGCUUAACAAGGCUCCUACAAAGGUGCAUGGCAUUACUGGGGACCGCUACUGGGACACUAUAUCCAGCAACAUGACAUGUCUUGAUAGCGAGGAGAAUAUGUUGCAGCAGUGUCGAACCUUUGCCACUCUGCUCUCCAUCGAUGAUGAGCUAAAGGUUCCUAACGGCGAAGACGAAGACGCGGAUCUGGACGACUUAGAUGCACCUGGUGAAGAUGACCCUGGCGCUGUCAAUGGCGGCAAACCGAUGAAACGGAAAAACUCUGUCAAUGGCGGCACGCCUGCGAAACGGCCUAGAGGUCGACCGCCUGGCAGCAAGAAACGGCUGAGCUCCGAGACGGCGGAUUCUUUUGUUUUUUGA